This is a messenger RNA of Dichomitus squalens LYAD-421 SS1, 1338 nucleotides long. RefSeq lists its product as uncharacterized. The transcript has 19 exons. The record is from RefSeq and is a predicted model, not a curated record. NCBI's taxonomy places the organism in Eukaryota, Fungi, Basidiomycota, Agaricomycetes, Polyporales, Polyporaceae. Bases 1 to 1338 code for a protein of 445 amino acids.
AUGCAGUUCAAGAACAACUUCAUUUUGCUCGUCAUCGCGGCGGUCGUUUCGUCCGUUGCCGCUGUUCCUCUUCCGGGUAGCGUCGAGGUCGCUUCACCCACUAACGCUCUCGUCGACAAGGGCAUCGUAGUGGACAUCCCUGUCAGAGGCCGAAGCCCCGCCAAGGUCGAAGCUCGGGACCCCCGUCACGGUGGUGACUCAGGCAGCCGUAGCCGUCGCGGACUCGAGGCUCGCCGCCAUGGCGACUCCGGCAGCCGCGGUCGUGGCGACAGCAGGACCCGUCGUGACGUAUGCAUGCCUUUGACGCUGUUAAAACACUCGAGGCUCGCCGCCAUGGUUCCGGAAGUCGCGGUCGUGGUGACAGCAGGGAUCGCCGCGCUCUCGAGGCUCGCCGCCACGGCGACUCUGGCAGUCGGGGUCGCGGCGACAGCAGGGAUCGCCGUGCGCUCGAGGCCCGCCGUCAUGGUUCCGGAAGCCGUGGCCGCGGUGACAGCAGGGACCGACGCGCUCUCGAGGCUCGCCGUCAUGGAGACUCAGGCUCUCGCGGCCGCGGUGACAGUCGGACUCGUCGUGAACUCGAGGCCCGUCGUCACGGCUCUGGGAGUCGCGGUCGUGGCGAUAGCAGGUCCCGCCGUACACUCGAGGCUCGCCGCCACGGCGACUCCGGCAGUCGCGGUCGUGGAGACAGUCGCGAUCGUCGUGCGCUCGAGGCUCGCCGUCACGGAGACUCAGGUUCUCGCGGCCGCGGCGAUAGCAGGACUCGCCGUGGACUCGAGGCUCGCCGUCAUGAUUCUGGGAGCCGUGGCCGUGGUGACAGCAGGGACCGCCGCGCUCUUGAGACUCGCCGUCACGGCUCCGGGAGCCGCGGUCGCGGCGACAGCAGGGACCGCCGUGCGCCCUUCCAGCUCGAGGCCCGCCGCCAUGGUUCCGGAAGUCGCGGUCGCGGUGACAGCAGGGACCGCCGCGCUCUUGAGGCUCGCCGUCAUGGCUCGGGCAGCCGCGGUCGCGGCGACAGCAGGGACCGCCGCGCGCUGGAGGCCCGCCGUCAUGGCUCCGGCAGUCGCGGCCGUGGCGAUAGCAGGACCCGUCGUGGACUCGAGGCUCGCCGCCACGGCUCGGGCAGCCGCGGACGCGGUGACAGCAGGGACCGUCGCGCUGAUCCUUCUGACACGUGAAGGAAGCUUGAGGCUCGCCGUCACGUUUCCGGUAGCCGCGGUCGCGGAGACAGUCGCGACCGCCGCGCGCUCGAGGCCCGCCGCCAUGGCUCUGGCUCUCGUGGCCGCGGAGACAGCCGCAGCCGCAACUCAUUCUGCGGCGCUGGGACUCCUGUCGCCGUAG